AUGAGCAUGGUGACACUUUUUGGUCUCUGUUCCAGCAUGGGACUCUGGUCCAGAAUAUCUCCCGCACCUGCCAGCUCUGUCAUGAUACUGUUUCUAGUGAAACAGCAUUUUCACUCACAAGCCAAAGGAUCUGUGCUGGAAAAAACCACUACUGGAUGGAACAAAUAUAAACAAGAAUGCUUGAAAAUGCUGCAGGAAUCAACUGUAGAUACUGGAAUACAUUGUAAUGGGACAUUUGAUCAGUUUGUUUGCUGGCCUUACUCACCCCCAGGAAAUGUCUCUGUUCCUUGUCCUUCAUAUUUGCCGUGGUUGGAAAAUGGAAGUGUAGGAAAUGUAUACAGAGUCUGCUUGGAUGAAGGGACUUGGCAAACGAAGGAAAAUUCCACAGACAUUUGGCGUGAUAGUUCAGAAUGUUCUGAGAAAAAUAAUUUAAAAAAAAAAGUAAAAGAACAUAAAUUACUUACCACAUUACAGCUGUUGUACACUAUAGGAUAUUAUUUUUCUCUCAUCUCACUUGUAUUAGCUCUCCUUAUACUUUCUUUACUCAGAAAACUUCACUGCACAAGAAACUACAUCCAUAUGAAUUUAUUUGCAUCUUUCAUCUUGCGCGCCACAGCAGUUCUUAUAAAAGACACUGUAUACUACAAGAUUUACUCCAAAAAACCAAAUGAUGAAACUGGAUGGAUAGUAUACCUCAGUCCUGAGAUUGUAAUCAUUUGCAGGACUGCCCAGUUUUUCAUGCAUUACUUUAUUGGGGCAAAUUAUUUUUGGCUAUUAGUAGAAGGAAUUUAUCUGCAUACGUUAUUGAUAACUGUUGUACUCUCUGAAAGACGACUGCUACAAACGUAUGUUGUGAUAGGAUGGGUUGUUCCUAUCCUGUUUGUGGGCCCUUGGGGAAUAAGCAGAUCAAAACUGGAGAACACAGGGUGCUGGGGAACAAAUGAACACAUGGGAAUCUGGUGGAUUAUCCGAGGACCAAUGUUGUUUUCUGUUGCAGUUAACUUUGGCAUCUUCUUAAAAAUUCUCAGGAUGCUGAUUUCCAAACUAAAAGCUCAGCAAAUGAGCUUUCACGACUACAAAUACAGAUUGGCAAGAUCUACACUUGUGCUGAUUCCAUUGUUGGGGAUCCAUGAAUUUGUAUUUAUCUUCAUCACUGAUGAACAGGUGGAAGGACUUUCAAGGCAUAUAAAACUUUUCAUUCAGCUGACAAUGAGCUCAUUUCAUGGUUUUUUUGUAGCAGUUUUAUAUUGCUUUGCUAACGGAGAGGUGAAAGCAGAGCUCCAGAAGCAGUGGUCCCGCUUCCUACUGGUAGAUCCCUUUGGCUGUAAACUCUGCUUUCUUGGGGAAAACAUAAAAUACCUCAGGAAAUGUUCACAGAAACGAAAAAACCAGCACCUCAGCAGCAAACACCACUUGUGCCUGGAGGCAAGAGAGUCCUGGGGCAUGCAGCUCCAGCAAGUGCUAGUGAAGCAGAGGACAGAUCUCAGCCCAGAGCCAGGCUGUGCUCUCCCGUCUCAUCCACGGGCAAGCAUGUCAGACAGCAGCGAAGGAGAAAUCACCACUGCGGAGACAACUGAGGAAGUCUUCGAAGAAAGCGAGAUUUAG
Molecule: messenger RNA, 1605 nt
Organism: Gavia stellata (red-throated loon)
Lineage: Eukaryota; Metazoa; Chordata; Aves; Gaviiformes; Gaviidae
Gene: GLP2R
Product: glucagon like peptide 2 receptor
Exons: 13
Coding region: 1-1605 (534 amino acids)
Biological process (GO): cell surface receptor signaling pathway; adenylate cyclase-modulating G protein-coupled receptor signaling pathway
Cellular component (GO): plasma membrane
Molecular function (GO): glucagon receptor activity; peptide hormone binding
Source: RefSeq, a predicted model, not a curated record